This is a messenger RNA of Notothenia coriiceps (black rockcod), 1304 nucleotides long. Its product is annotated as putative sodium-coupled neutral amino acid transporter 8. The transcript is spliced from 4 exons. Gene Ontology annotation, molecular function: L-amino acid transmembrane transporter activity. The coding region runs from base 1 to 576 and encodes 191 amino acids. Lineage: Eukaryota; Metazoa; Chordata; Actinopteri; Perciformes; Nototheniidae. Gene Ontology annotation, cellular component: membrane. The record is from RefSeq and is a predicted model, not a curated record. Gene Ontology annotation, biological process: amino acid transmembrane transport.
AUGCCCCAUAAGGGUCUGAACAACAUACUGGAUCAAUUCCAGCAUGGUAGCAUUGUUCUUUCCGUUGCAGGGGUUUAUGGGUACCUGACAUUUGGAAAGGACGUGAAAGCUGACAUUCUGAUGUCGUACUCCAGCGAUGACGUUCUGAUGAUCAUCGCCAGACUUCUGUUUGGACUCUCCAUCAUCACCAUAUACCCCAUCAUCCUGCUGCUGGGCAGAUCAGUGAUCCUGGACCCCCUGCUGAGUCGGCGGAGGAGGCGUGACGGCGUGGUGUCGGCAGAGUUUGAGAGCCGCAGCCGCAUCGUGCUGACGGUGCUGUGGAUCGCCGUCACGCUGCUCAUCGCCACCUUCGUCCCCGACAUCAGCAAAGUGAUCAGCGUCAUCGGGGGGGUCAGCGCCUUCUUCAUCUUCAUCUUCCCAGGACUCUGCCUGAUGUUCGCCAUGCAGUCUGAGCCGGUGUCCUUUAAAACCAGAGUGUUCCUCACAGGGUGGGGAGGGGUGACCCUGCUCUGCGGAGCCUUCGUCUUUGGACAGAGCACCACCAUCGCCGUCAUGCAGGUCCUGGGUAGGAUCUGAGGGUCCUUCAGUGAGGACCGGCCACCCUGGACCUCUGAUAUGGCCCCUGAACUAUCAAGAGGCCCCUCAAAAACGUGCUACUCAUGGCCUUACAAUGGACUUAACCAGAACACGCCCGUUUUCCCCUUCAGUGUCGAGGUACGUUGUUUUCCUUUGGGUUUGUUGUUCUUCCUUGCAUCCCGACAAAGGCCUCGUCUGCUUCUCGCCAUGCGGAGAUGAUCUGAUUGAAAACCCCAGGUGUUGCUGCAGUUUAUUGUUAUUUUUUGCAUAUUUUAUUGAAUAUCUGCAUUCAACCUACCUAUUUUCAGAAAACAAUUACAUAUGUCUAUGGAUAAGAUGAAGAGCUUUAUAAAGACUUGUCGGUUUCUUGAACACCAUAUGAGACGAAUACUUAAUUAUCAGGAAUGUAACAUCAAACGGUUAUAACAUUAUUCCAAAAUGAAAACUGGAAAGCUAUAACCAUAUGUGCAGUAAACCAGGAAUAUGUGAUUGUGAAUAUUUAAUAUUUCCUUUUGUUUAACCACCAGUGCUUAAGCGAGAAUAUUUUUGAUGUUUCUGUAAAUUGGGAUGCAACUGUGUAAAUAAGUCUUGUCAUAUGUUUUUUUUAUGUAAAAAAAAGAAAAGAGUUCUGGCAUUUGAAGAAAUUGUAACUGAAGUAUAAAGUAGACAACUUUAAGUAAACAUUGCAAAAUGAAAAGAUAAUAAAAUACAAUAAUUUUUAUAUGAAA